This is a messenger RNA of Parnassius apollo (apollo), 777 nucleotides long. NCBI's taxonomy places the organism in Eukaryota, Metazoa, Arthropoda, Insecta, Lepidoptera, Papilionidae. The record is from the annotation of a GenBank genome assembly.
AUGGCUCCUAAGAAAAGUUUGGCGUGGGAUCUUUUUUUGGACAAAGGAGAAAAUAAAGCCGAAUGCAAGAUGUGUAAAGUAAUUAUAUCGUACAAAUCUGGAGUAUCAAACCUUACCAAACAUGUACAGAGAAAACAUAUUUCUGUUAAUUUAAUGAGAAGGGAACAAGAGGUACCGGCGCAUGCUUUACAAAGUACACAAUUUACAAUUUCCAAUACUCCACUGCCAACUGACGCACCACCUAAUACGAUAAGGUUCAAUACAGCCACUAUGCCCACUAUCUCGGCGUUCCUUCGACGCGAUUGUCAAAAAAUAAAAAUGCAAAUUGAUGAUCAUUUGAUGAAUUUGUUUAUAUGGGACUUGCAGCCAUUUUCUAUAGUGGAAGACAAGGGGUUUCGCGAAUUAAUAAAGUUUGAUUUCCCAAAUUAUAUUAUACCAUCGCGAAAAUAUUUCGCCAAUUAUUUAUUGCCGGGGUGGUAUGAGGAGGUUAAAACUAAUACUAAAGCAGCUCUAAGUUUAGAUGCAAAAAGUAUAUGCUUAACGACUGAUAUGUGGACGUCAAGAAAUAAUGACUCGUAUUUAGCGGUUACGGGUCACUAUAUUGAUGAUAAAAAUUAUAGUUUGCAAUCAGUGCUCCUUGAAUGUAAAGUGUUAGAGAGUCGUCACACAGGGCUAAAUUUAGCCGAAGAGUUAAGAAAUGUCGCUCAAGAGUGGAAUAUUCUUAACAAAGUCCCCUUGCAGUAUCAGAUAACGGUGCCAACAUCAAAAGUGCUAUAG